CGGGCCCCGCCCCCGGCGGCGGCGGCGGCGGCGGCGGCGGCCCAGCGNGAGGGGGUCAACAGCCGCGGCGACCGUGGCCUCUUCCCGGCCUCGUACGUGCAGGUGAUCCGCGCCCCGGAGCCCGGCCCGGCGGGCGACGGCGGGGGAGCCCCGGCUCGCUACGCCAACGUCCCGCCUGGCGGCUUCGAGCCCCUGCCCGCCGCGCCGCCCGCCUCCUUCAAGCCGCCGCCCGACGCCUUCCAGCCGCUGCUGCAACCGCAGCAGGCGCCGCCGCCGAGCACCUUCCAGCCGCCGGCCGCGGGCUUCCCGUACGGCGGGGGCGCCCUGCAGCCGUCGCCUCAGCAGCUCUACGGCGGCGGCUACCAGGCCAGCGACGAUGACUGGGACGACGAGUGGGACGACAGCUCCACGGUGGCCGACGAACCGGGCGCGCUAGGCAGCGGCGCCUACCCGGACCUCGACGGCUCUUCGUCCGCGGGCGGUGCGGCGGGCCGCUACCGUCUGUCCACGCGCUCGGACCUGUCGCUGGCUUCCCGCGGCGGGUCGGCGCCCCCGCAGCACCACCCGUCCGGGGCCAAGAGCUCCGCUACAGUAAGCCGCAACCUCAACCGCUUCUCCACCUUCGUCAAGUCGGGCGGCGAGGCCUUCGUGCUGGGCGAAGCAUCUGGCUUCGUGAAGGAUGGGGACAAGCUGUGCGUGGUGCUGGGGCCCUACGGCCCUGAGUGGCAGGAGAACCCUUACCCCUUCCAAUGCACCAUCGACGAUCCCACCAAACAGACCAAGUUCAAGGGCAUGAAGAGCUAUAUCUCCUACAAGCUGGUGCCGACGCACACGCAGGUGCCGGUGCACCGGCGCUACAAGCAUUUCGACUGGCUGUACGCGCGCCUGGCGGAGAAGUUCCCCGUUAUCUCGGUGCCCCACCUGCCCGAGAAGCAGGCCACCGGCCGCUUCGAGGAGGACUUCAUCUCCAAACGCAGGAAGGGCCUGAUCUGGUGGAUGAACCACAUGGCCAGCCACCCGGUGCUGGCGCAGUGCGACGUCUUCCAGCACUUCUUGACCUGCCCCAGCAGCACGGACGAGAAGGCCUGGAAGCAAGGCAAGAGGAAGGCCGAGAAAGAUGAGAUGGUGGGCGCCAACUUCUUCCUGACCCUGAGCACGCCCCCCGCCGCCGCCCUCGACCUGCAGGAGGUGGAGAGCAAGAUCGACGGCUUCAAGUGCUUCACCAAGAAGAUGGACGAUAGCGCGCUGCAGCUCAACCACACGGCCAACGAGUUCGCGCGCAAGCAGGUGACAGGCUUCAAGAAGGAGUAUCAGAAGGUGGGCCAGUCCUUCCGCGGCCUCAGCCAGGCCUUUGAGCUGGACCAGCAGGCCUUCUCGGCCGGCCUGAACCAGGCCAUCGCCUUCACCGGAGAUGCCUACGACGCCAUCGGCGAGCUCUUUGCUGAGCAGCCCAGGCAGGACCUGGACCCCGUCAUGGACCUGUUAGCGCUGUAUCAGGGACACCUGGCCAACUUCCCCGACAUCAUUCACGUUCAGAAAGGAGCUCUUACCAAAGUGAAGGAGAGUAGGCGACACGUGGAAGAAGGGAAGAUGGAGCUGCAAAAGGCUGAUGGCAUUCAAGAUCGCUGUAACACUAUUUCUUUUGCCACUUUGGCCGAAAUUCACCACUUCCAUCAAAUUCGAGUAAGAGACUUUAAAUCACAGAUGCAGCAUUUCUUACAACAGCAAAUAAUAUUUUUCCAAAAAGUGACACAGAAGUUGGAAGAAGCUCUUCACAAAUAUGAUAGUGUUUAAUGACUGGACGUUGGGUUGUGGACUUUUUUCAGUUCAAGGAUAUUUCUACAGCAGAAUAAAAACUGCUAUCAAAGAGCUAUUGCCAACUAUCAGUGGUGGUACAAGGAUGGUUUUGUGUUCAACUGAAGCUCCGCUGAAUAUAUAAUUAUGUAGGAAAGAAACAGUUAAUAUGGUUAUAUAAUAGAAACAGUACCACACGUUGUAACUAAAUUAUACUAUGUAUGCCUACACUACCAUUGUAACUUUUGGAAUAAUGAUUAUACUAUUUGCCUUAUUGCUUUUUGAAGUAUGGGUAUUUUAGUGCAUACUUUGUAGACCUCAAAACCCAUGAAGGGUCUCAAAGAAGCUGGCUGGUUAAAAGCCUGCUGUGGAUGCCUUUUUACUCUCAUAGAUUGGGAUUACCUAAAUUCAACCUAUUCUCUGUUUACAAACUCCAACUAGAGCAGCUAUGCGACUUUGUGCCUUUAAACUCUUGGUUUUUCAUUUCUCCACCCCCCUCUCUUUUUUUUAAGCAACCACAACUUCUCUGAUGGAAAGAGUGAAAGGCCAGUGCAUAUAAUGACAAACCUGCUGGUAACCUCAUAUUGGCGCUGGGGGCGGGGUGGGCAUAUCAGCUGUCAUCGGUUUGCAGGGCGAGUUUCGGAUCCCGAUGCCCGCUGGUGAGCAUAGCGGAGGGAGGCCUGAUGCUCAUCUUUGAACAUGACGUCUAUUAGGGAAGAAAACGGUGCCACUCAAUUCCCUUAGAUGCUGUACUAGCAUAGCCUCUUCACUCAAGUGUCCUGGAAACUUGGUGUGGAGAUCGAAACGAACAUGUCUUAAAACAGAGGAGGAGGAGUCUAAUCAGCUGGGGACACAAGCACAGAAUCAGUGAUGACACACACUUGGUUUUAAUUCUUAGGAGGGUUUUCUUUUCUUUUUGUUUCUUUCUUUCUUUUUCUUUUAGCUUGAAGAUUUUAAUAUUUUUUUUUUUUAAUGGAUCUACACUGUUAACUGAUUGAGACUCCACUGUGAUUCACUCGUUUACUUAAUCAAAAACUUUUCAGGGAUGUCUGUAAAAUUCAGUGUUAUACGUGAUUGAAAGUAGUGUUGGUUGAUCUAAAGAGGGACCAGAAAUAAUUUCUACUAUUCCAAAUGCUGAAGGAAAAAAAAAAUUUUUUUUUAAAUAUUGAUAAGCCCCCAGGACAUUUAACCUUAAAAAUUAUUUUAAAUAUAUUCUUUUAUUAUUAUAAGGGAAAUAUGAAUGGCUGAUAAAUACCAAAAAGAUUCAAAAGCAGCUUAAUUUAAAAAGCACAAAGAGAUUCUGGCUGAAGAUGCCAAAAUCUCAAUGUUUUUAUAGUUGCUGAGCUAUAAAUAAUGUGAUUCUUGAGUUUACAGAUUUAAAAAUUGUCACUGAAAGGUUAAAGUAUCUACUGUUUUUAUGAAGUCAGACUUAUGCUGCCUCAGAAGUCCCUGGAUAUUGAAAUGGCAACACGGAAGUAAAGAGGUCAAUUUGAAAUAUUGGUGAGUCACAUUGAUUAAAAAAGAAAGGGUCAAUUUGCAGACAGUCAAAAAAGAAACGAUUAUUGAGAUAAUUACUCAAUAGCACAUUUACUCUAAAAAAUCAUCUCAUAUGGGUUGAGAUUUUAUCAGAGUGUCAUAAUUUUGAUCAAAGUUUUAUACUUUAGGUAACUUAGAGCCAGAUUUAACAUCAUGUGGCUUCGUCUCUACUACAGAUACAUGGAAUUGUAACCAAAUAUAUUGUUCUCUCAAAAGUAACUUCCUCUUGUUGGUUGCAAAAUACAGUUCUACGAACAAAACCCAUAUAUAUAUGUUAAUUUUAUUGCAGAAGUUUGGAGGUUAUAAUUAUAGCAUUUAAUUUAAGUUUGAGUCUGUAUUGGACAGAUAAGCACUAUGCUUUUCAAAUGAUUUGAAAAUCAGUUUUAUUUGCCUCUUUAUUUUGAUGGUGGUUUGAUUUUUUCUUUUUUCUUUUUUUUUUUUUUUUUUAAGUAAAAUCACUAAAGUUGUGCAGUGGUAGCAUGGAAAUUAUCUGAGGUGUCUUUAUGAUUGUGCUUUAGCCAGGGUGGACAUAGCUUAAAUUAUAAAAACUAAAGAUAAAAGUACAAGGAGGUAUAAGUUCAUGCUGCCUACUUAGAAGAGAACUUUUGUUCUUCAUAACUACAUAACAUUAUAAUGCCACUGAUUCAUAAGGGGUUUAAAUGAAUUCUGUGGGGGUAGGACACCAAAAUUAUUAGUGUUCAUUUUCAUCUAAGAUCUUUAUUUCUCUAACGUUCUUGGUCCUAUUGAAACAUUUCAGUAUACAAACAUACUGCAAUGUUAAUACCCAAGAGAAAAGCCAUCAUAAUGUGUAUGCUGGUCAUUAUGAUCGGUGUGGUACAAUUUUUUAAAAUAAACUAUCAUGCCCUUCAUGCCAUUGUCUUUAUUUCUGUAAUUUGUAAUUUUGAUAUGUGAUGUAUUUAUAACAUGAGGGCGUCCACUUGAGCCUGUUUUUUUUGUGUGUGUUUUUUUUUUUUUUAAAUUUUCAUUACAAACGGACUUGUUGGUGUGCUGUAAUUGUCAUGCAGUGAGACUGGGUCUGCAGCCAUGCAUUACAAUCCCGUGACGCUCAGGCUGUUGUAUCUAAAGGUACAGUUUAAACCCAGAACAAGGGAACACAUUGGAAAGUGAAACAAAGUCCGUGCACAUUGGCUUGCAUAGAGAAGUAAUUGGGAAUAGAGUAGUUUGCUGGGCUUCACUGAUAUAGUUGUCAUGCAUGUAUUCGUAACAACACAGCAGAUUCUUAAAUGCCAGGUUUUAAUUGUCUUAUGUUUUGCUGCUGUUCUCAUAAUUAAGGACUUGAAAAAUGUGUCAGUCUGUCAAGUCAAGCAUGUAAAAUUUAUGUAUCGACCUUUAAAUGUCAUUCUUUACCAAGUUCGUUGCUAUAGGGGUUUUUUUCCCCAUUUAUGUCUUCAUUUCCUCAGAAUCAAAUACCAUGUCUGAUACCUUUAAAUCAAUAAGCAUUAUCCAAUUUUCUCAUUUGCAGUCUUAUCUUUGACUAACAGAAGAAGUAAAAUAGGGUAUUAGUUAUUUAUAGACUAAAAAUGUUGAACAUUGUUUUAUUUUAUUCAAAUGUUAUGAUUAGUGCAGAUCAGUCAUGUUUAUCUUUUAAAAAAAUAAACCAAGUUUGCUUUAUUUCUCAGCUUCAGUGGAAUAUGAUAAUUAUUUUUUCUCCAGUACACAAGGAGGCAUUUAUUUAAUGUGAAAGACUUCUAUAGAGAAACAGAAGAGGGUGUUCACUCUCCUAAGCUUCCUUCUGCAGUUGCCAUAGACAUUGUUCAUGAAACGAGCUAGUUUGACUAAAGCCAUUCAGGUUGUCCCACUGAGUAUCUGCUUAUGUUGGCAUCUUCCAUAACUAUGAGGCAUAGAACAGUGAAUUGUGAGAUGUUUUGAAAUAAUAGCUACUGUGAGUCUAGCACCUGACACAUAAUAGGUACUUGAGUAAAGUACUUCAUACCGUCUCUCUUGGGGUCUGUCACUGUUGGUUGCCAGAAAUCAGGCAGCUCAGACCAUCCUCAUUCAAGCUAUAAAAGAUCAUGGAUGGGUACAGGGACCUGGUGAAUCCCACACGAGGCCAAAGUCUCAUCUGGAACUAAGCUUGCCUUCUAAAUGGGGCUUUGUAAUCUCUGUCAGCUUCUUUUCUUUAUGAAUCUGUUUUAUUCUUUUGUCCUUUUUUUACCUUCUGUGGCAUGGCUUUCUCAGCAUCUUCCAGUAUGUCUGAAAUGGCCCAGACAUCUUUUAGUUUCCAGGGUUCCUUAGUUCCCAGGUGUCCUUGGGGGACACCUGACCCAAGCUGGACAAAUCAGCUGUGGGUUGGGAGUGGGGUGGGUAUGAGAUGGAGAGGUUCUCUUAAAGGGUAUGUGAGGGAAGAAAGGAAAUGGUUGAAACCUCUUAAAAUGGACUUCAUGUGGUAGUCCUCACAAUAAACCUGGAGAUUUUAUCUCCUGUUUAUAGAUGAAUUAAAAGGAUCAGAGAUAUCUAGUAUCUUUUGCCCAAGAUUACACAAACUGAGCAAUGGAGCAGAGUCAAAUGGGGAUUUGACUCAAAUCUGUGCUAAUUUAAACCAGAUUACAUUGGAUGCCAUUUCCCUGCUUCUCAGAAACGCCAACACCUUUCCCAGGUCCCCCCUGCUAGAUCGAUAGGUAUUCUCUUCUGCUUUGUGCACUGGGCCUGAAGGUGGUGCAAAGGGAAGCUCUGAAAGUCCCCUCUCUGCAUUCAUUUCUGUUGGGAAAGAUGAGUCUCUGGUCCUGUCACCAUGUCCCCAGCUAUUUAUGUGCUGCUCUGCUCUGUCUCAAUGGGAGAAGCAUUGGCAAGGUGUAACAUUUCCAUAGUGAUAAGAAGGGAGAGAGGAAAUGAACCAAAACCCAGUGGUUUCCCCUUCUCUCCAACUCCCACCUCCAUGCAAAUAGAAGGUUUCAGUUGCUGUCAGAAUAGCUCUGGCAGAACCACAGGACACUAAUGUCAAGUCGAAUGUUGAAUUCCAGUUGGUCAGGGUCACAGUUGGCCAUGGCAAGUUCUACUUGGUCACAGAAGCAACGGAAAUCCUCAUGUAGGGGCGCCUGGGUGGCUCAGUCGUUAAGCGUCUGCCUUUGGCUCAAGGGCAUGAUCCCAGAGUCCUGGGAUCGAGCCCUGCAUCGGGCUUUGUGCUCCAUUGGGAGCCUGCUUCUUUCUCUCCCACUCGCCCUGCUUGUGUUCCCUCUCUUCGCUGGCUAUCUCUCUCUCUGUCAAAUAAAUAAAGAAAAUCUUAAAAAAAAAAAUCCUCAUGUAGUAAGCUCUGGGAAGUAAGGUAGACUUCUAGGUAGAGUACAGAAGGAUGCCUUGCUAGGGAUCUAGGAGCAGGAACCUGGAGAAACCAGCUGGGCAUCUGCCUCCAUCCCCGGCCUCUGGGCUGGGGAGCAGUUAAUCUGGGAUUGGGUCACAGCAAAAGCCUUUCUAGGGAUCACUGGCUCCUCCCACUGGGCUCUGUGUCCAAGAUGUCCCAAUCCCAUCAUUCCUGCAGCAGAGAUGGAGCUCCAAUACUGCUAUAGUGGCGUGUCUGUAGUGGCUCACCCACUUCCUUGGGUGAGCUUGUACCAGAAGUCUGCUUAGGGCAAGGCCAAUUGUCCCUAUGAAGCUACCUUCAAAGGGGCUUAGAAACACGUGGUAUUCCAUUGCUGUGAGUCCCAUCAGCCUAUCUGGAAAUGCUUUCUAACUUGAAAGGGGCCAGAUGCAUCAGACCUUAUUUUAGUAGUGGUUUAAAUUUUCAGUAGCUCCAGGAAAUGGCUCUCGGGGCUUAAUAACUGCUGAGUUGUUGGACUUGUCUGCAAGCACAGUGGGGAAGCUGACCCAGCAUUACAGUGAGCAAGGCUGUAUGCUGGAGCUAGGGGUCACGGCCUCACUUCUCUACUGAGUGACCUCGGACAACUCACCAACCUGCCUCUGAGCCUCCGUUUCCUCAAUGGUAGGACAGGCCUACUUAGAUUUUAUCGAAUUAUUGACAGUGUGAGAUUAACCGGAAAGUAAAGUCCUCAAUCAUUUUGCAGUAUUCCCUUUAUAAAUAACAUGGGAAGUGAUUUAAAAACAAUGCUAGAAGUAGAUACUUAAUAAAUGAUAGCCACAUUCCCAAACACUGGGUGACAAUGAACUAGGCACUUAAUCCCUCUGAGACAGUUUUUUGUCUGCAGUGGGACAUAGUAUCCCCUUCACAGAAGUCUUGUGAAAACUGAAUAACAAAUCAAAAGCCCUGAGCCCAAAGCAUGGCAGGAGUAAGAACAAUAAAGAUCCUCUGUGAUUAUGUGAGAAGGGGUAGGAUGAAGGAUUUAAGCCAUAAGAACUUCGUAUCAGCUCUGCUGUGGAAAAUUAAAGAAUCCACGCUUGGGGCCCAGUCAGGCAGGAGAUCCUACUUUCGGCACGGCUCUUCACCUUCUACCUGCUUUGGCUAGCUCUCCCCCGAUCCAGCCCAACCCCAGGUCCAGGCCCCUCUCCAGGUCCCUGCUCCCAGAACCCUGCACAGUGUCCUCGCGUAUUCCUCCUGGAAGCCUCGUCCAUCACUUCCCAGACUCCAAAUUCCUUCUCUUGCGCUUGGGAGGAGCUCAGCUCUUCAGAGAGAACCCCUUUCCAAUAAGGCUCCCCACUUGGUCUAAAGAGCCAGCUACCAGUAUAUUUAGAAAGUGGUCCUGCAGCUCUUACCAGAAAUAUCUGCAGAAGACAGCUUAGAAUUCUGUUUCUGUACACCAGAUUAAUGAUGAUUGUAUUGAUGUCUGCUGCUUUCACACCUUAAAAAUAAGGUACUUGAAGCCCAGGAUUAAGAGGGGCAGUAUGCUCAGUGUUUAGUAUCUUAGCCCUGACCUCCUGCCAAUUGCAGAUAUUUCUAAAUGACGGUCACUCUGAGAAGUUGAACUUAAUGCCUUUUGGAGUGGCUUUUGGAGUAACCAUGCCCUGAAUCAAAUCAAAUAUUGGUGUAGACCAAGUUUGGUUAGACAGCUUGGUUCUGCUUUUGUUCAACCUAGAAGUUUUAGAAAAUACAGUUUUCGGUUUUAAUGCAAAAUGAUUCCCUUGAGGAGAAAAAUCUUGGAAAAAAAAUAUUGGAGAACAGGUAAGGAUUUAGCAAAUUAGCUUCAGCUUUAAACUGAUGAUGUUUCAGUGUAUCUGUUGGUAUACGUCCACAUCUAGCUUUGAUCAUUUUUUAUCACCUGGCCCAUUUGUGGACUCCCUUGUGAGCCAAUUGGAGUAGCAGGUGCCAGUUACAUAUUUGGUACAAGGCUGCAACGGGGCGUACCAUCAAGUCCCUGAGCCUGUGUUCUUUAUCUGAACCAGCAUACUCACAGGGAAGGUGAAACCUGUACUCCCAGAAAAAGGGCCUUCUUGAAAAAUGUUGCUUUUUAGUGGCUCCUGUUCUGGAAUCCAUGGAAAGAAAAUUUGACCUUUUAGGUGCGCAUGCUGACAGGUGAUUUCAUGAUAAAUUGCACAGUUAUCUGAAGGAUUAAAAACUGUAGGUGUCAUUAAAAAAAAAA
Messenger RNA from Ailuropoda melanoleuca (giant panda), 8819 nucleotides. It is a transcript of the gene SNX18, whose product is annotated as sorting nexin 18. Gene Ontology annotation, biological process: endosomal transport; protein transport; plasma membrane tubulation. The record is from RefSeq and is a predicted model, not a curated record. Gene Ontology annotation, molecular function: phosphatidylinositol binding. NCBI's taxonomy places the organism in Eukaryota, Metazoa, Chordata, Mammalia, Carnivora, Ursidae. Gene Ontology annotation, cellular component: plasma membrane; cytoplasmic vesicle.